Molecule: messenger RNA, 2703 nt
Organism: Schizosaccharomyces osmophilus
Lineage: Eukaryota; Fungi; Ascomycota; Schizosaccharomycetes; Schizosaccharomycetales; Schizosaccharomycetaceae
Gene: pmr1
Product: plasma membrane P-type ATPase, calcium transporting Pmr1
Exons: 1
Coding region: 1-2703 (900 amino acids)
Biological process (GO): intracellular calcium ion homeostasis; calcium ion transmembrane transport; manganese ion transport
Cellular component (GO): endoplasmic reticulum; plasma membrane; Golgi membrane
Molecular function (GO): ATP binding; P-type calcium transporter activity; ATP hydrolysis activity
Source: RefSeq, a predicted model, not a curated record
AUGAGUAAUCCAUAUCUGUCUUAUACGACUGAACAAACGUGCGCUGACCUUGAAACCGACGUGCAUAACGGUCUUUCUAAUAUUCAGGAUAUUGCAAAACGGCAUACGGUUUAUGGGGAUAAUGACUUAGCGGUUGAUGAUGAUGAAUCUAUAGUCGUGCAAUUCCUUAAACAGUUCAUCCAGGAUCCUCUUAUACUUCUGUUAUUUGCAAGCGCUGCAAUAUCUAUAUUAUUAGGAAAUAUUGACGAUGCGUUUAGUAUUGCCUUGGCUAUUUUUAUUGUGGUGACAGUUGGAUUUGUUCAAGAAUACCGUUCAGAAAAAUCAUUGGAAGCUCUCAAUAAUCUUGUACCUCAUUACUGCAAUGUCAUUCGGUCUGGUGUCACUCAACAUGUAGUUGCUACGAAAUUAGUGCCAGGUGAUUUGAUUUCUUUACAAAUCGGUGACCGCGUACCCGCAGAUCUUCGCAUUGUUGAUGCCGUCGAAUUCGAAGUUGAUGAGUCCAAUUUAACAGGAGAAACCAACCCCAGAAAGAAAAUUACUGAACCCUUAGUGUCCAAUUUGCCUUUGGGUGAACGAAGCAAUAUGGCAUUCAUGGGCACUCUUGUUCGCCAUGGCCAUGGCCGCGGUAUCGUAGUCGCUACUGGAGCCGAUACCGAGUUUGGACGUGUUUUUUUGACCAUGCGUGAAACUGAAAAACCAAAAACUCCUCUUCAAAACAGUAUGGAUCAUUUAGGAAAGCAACUGUCUGCUAUAUCUAUUGCCGGAAUUGCGAUCAUCGUUUUAGUCGGAUUUUUCCAAGGAAAAAAUUGGCUAGAAAUGCUUACUAUUGGGGUUAGUCUGGCUGUCGCUGCAAUUCCAGAAGGGCUUCCUAUUAUCGUUACCGUUACUCUUGCAUUAGGAGUUUUACGAAUGUCGAAGAAGAGAGCCAUCGUUAGACGCUUACCAAGUGUAGAGACACUUGGGAGUGUAAAUGUCAUUUGUUCAGAUAAAACGGGAACUCUCACGAUGAACCACAUGACAGUAACAAAAAUGUACACCCCUGGCAUGACUACGCCUUGUAUUAUACCCGACGGCGAUCAUCUUGAUUUUUCCAUUGAGAAAACUGUCGGUAUGAACAAGCUUCUGUUAUCUUCGGCUUUGUGUAAUAACAGCAAACGACAUGUAAAUAAAUCUGAUGCGAUCCUCGAUACGACCAACCCAUGGGCUGGUUUUCCAGUUGACGUUGCCUUAACUGAAUGCUGCGAACGCUUUGGUUUGAAUGAUCCAAGAGGUUCAUAUCCUCGCCUAUCAGAAAUGCCAUUCAACAGUGAGCGCAAAUAUAUGUCUGUAAUCGCCCAUUAUAACUCUACCAAAACUACUUUUAUGAAGGGAGCUAUGGACCAGGUUCUUAAAAGCUGUGCUUACUACACGGAUAGUGCUGGAACCCAACAUGAGCUCACACCCUAUAUGCGUGAUGAAAUCCGCAAGCAUGAAAUGGACAUGGCUAAAACGGGAUUACGGAUUAUCGCUGCAGCCAGCGGUAUUCUCCCCAAUAAACUGGUGUUUCAUGGUCUGUUUGGUAUUAAUGAUCCCCCAAGGCCGUACGUUCGUGAGAGUAUCCAACAAUUAAUGACUGGUGGUGUUCGUAUAAUAAUGAUUACUGGAGAUAGUAUUGUUACCGCUGUCAGUGUUGCUAGGGCAUUAGGUAUGGCUAUACCAAGCAGUGAUCAAGAUGCGAUUCAAAACUAUGCCAUAACCGGUGAUCAGUUGGACGAGCUAGACGAUUCGUCAUUGCGAGAUGUUGUAUCUCGCGCAGUAGUUUUUGCUCGAACGACGCCAAACCACAAAAUGAAGAUUGUUAAGGCACUUCAAUCAUUAGACGAUGUAGUCGCGAUGACUGGUGAUGGUGUUAAUGAUGCACCAGCUCUAAAAUUGGCGGAUAUUGGCAUCGCUAUGGGCCGUCAAGGUACCGAUGUUGCUAAAGAAGCUGCUGACAUGAUUCUUACCGAUGAUUCGUUUGCAACUAUUUUACACGCAGUGGAAGAAGGAAAAGGUAUUUUUAACAACAUUCGUAAUUUUAUCACUUUCCAACUUUCAACAAGUGUUGCAGCAUUGUCGUUGAUUGCAAUCUCUUCCCUGUUUGGUCUACAAAAUCCGUUGAAUGCUAUGCAAAUAUUAUGGAUUAAUAUUUUGAUGGAUGGACCACCAGCUCAAAGUCUUGGCGUUGAAACUGUUGACGACGACGUGAUGAUGAAGCCUCCUCGUCCCAGAAACGCUCCAAUAUUAACCGUACAGUUGUUGAAGCGGGUUCUUUUGAGUGCUUUUAUUAUUGUUUUCGUAACUACCUUAGUUUUCAAGGUGGAAAUGAAAGAUGGCCAAGUCACUGCUCGUGAUACGACUAUGACUUUUACCUGCUUUGUUCUUUUUGAUAUGUUUAAUGCAUUAUCUUGUCGUUCUGAAACAAAAUCCGUGUUUAAAUUGGGAAUUUUUUCCAAUCGAAUGUUUAAUAUUGCCGUCGGGGGAUCAUUACUUGGUCAAACUCUUGUCAUCUAUGUGCCUCUUUUCCAAAAAAUUUUUCAAACAGAAGCUUUGGGAUUUAAGGAUAUCGUUACGUUAUUAAUUUACACUAGCUCUGUUUUAUGGGUUGACGAAAUUCGAAAAUGGUAUCUUCACCGAAAAGGCCUUGUUCGAACCAAGAGUACUUAUAUAUUAGGAAACGUUUAA